This is a messenger RNA of Cuscuta campestris, 3588 nucleotides long. Lineage: Eukaryota; Viridiplantae; Streptophyta; Magnoliopsida; Solanales; Convolvulaceae. The record is from the annotation of a GenBank genome assembly.
ACUGCGGUAGGAUCAAUAAAUAAAAUCAGAUCAUCCAACCAGAGUUGUAACUUGUUAUAAUUGGAAUUUAUUCCUUCUAGAAAUAAUUUGACUGUAGGGCAAGAUGCAAAGCACAACUAUAGUUAAAUGAAAUAUGGAUCUGGCCCAAUUAAUUAAGAAUUUUAUUUAAAAGAAUCCACCGAACCAAGAGUUGUAAUAACGAUUGCAAUUUAAAUGAAUUUAUACCUAAAUAACUUGACUGUAGGGCAAGAUGGGUGGCUCAGUCGAGGCAGCCAAGGAAGGUGGGUGGCUCAAGAAUUUUAUUACUGAGCUUGGAGUGGUUCCUAGCAUCAAGAACCUUAUACCGUUGUUUUGCGACAACAAUGAGGAAAUUGCACAAGCGAAAGAACCUCGGUCUCACCAGAAGACCAAACACAUCGUUAGACGUUAUCACAUCAUACGAGAAAUCGUUGCACGUGGGGACGUUGAGAUUUGCAAGAUAGAGGGGCUUAAAAUAUUCAGUAAGGGUCUAUCUGAAUUAUUGAGAAACUCAAAGGAAUUAAAUAAUCACCUGCCAAAGCCACUGCCAAUUCAAGAAGGUCUUGGGCUGGUUAAAAUUUGCAAGGAUGAGGGGUGGAGAUGCUAUAAUGGAGUUCCUUCUGCUACUAUAUGUGAUGAAGAACAGAUUAAUACUGAAAGUAGGGUAAUUGUUGACCUCACUAUGGAGAAAGAGAUGGAAAGUUUGCAAAGGCACACUCCAUUGGCAGAGGUUCCUUUAAACCAGGGAUGUCUGGAUAUUUUUCAUCAAGUUAUCAAAGAUAACAUGAACCUCUUUAGGAAAUCAAUUGCUUGCAAACAGUUUUUGGAUGCUCUCAAUAAAGGACAGAUCCUCAACUACUCAGAGGAAGUCGUUAGGGUUACUAGAGAAGCAAUCAAAAGCUUUGAGUAUAUUGAUGCAGCAACAAUGGAAGGUGCAAGUCAUUCCAUCAACCUGCGGUAUAUCCUCGAGAGCCAAAAACUCUCUGGGGAAAACUUUCUUGACUGGGAGAAGAACCUACAAAUCGUUCUUGACUGUGAGAGGAAACUUUACACCCUCAAAACGGAUCCUCCCAAGACCCCUAAGGCAAAUGCUCGUGCGUCCGAACUCACUUCCUUCAAGAAGUAUGAGGACGACGCGCGAGAUGUUAAGUGUAUCAUUAUGGCAAGUAUGACCGCGGAGCUCCAAAGGCUCCACGCGGACAUGGAAGCGCGUCCUAUGAUACAUCACUUAAGAGACCUAUUACAGGGUCACCCCAAAAACUCGGGUAUUUACGUUAUUGAAGUCAACAUGUCUGAUUUCACCUCUUGGGUGAUGGAUACUGGAUGUGGUUCUCACAUCUGUACUUCUAUGCAGAAUUUGCAUGAAGUUAGACAUUUGACUGAGGGAGAAGUCCAGCUUAAGGUCGGAAAUGGAGCACUUGUCAAUGCGCUGGCUGUAGGAACUUAUGUUCUAUCUCUCCCCAGUGGCUUGUUGUUGCAUUUAAACAAUUGCUUGUUUGUACCUCCCAUUAGCAGGAAUAUCAUUUCUGUGUCCUGUCUUGACAAAGCAGGAUUUUCUAUUAACGUCAAAGACAAGUGCCUUUCGGUGUCCAGAAAUGAUAUUUACUAUGCAACUGCUAAGAUGACCAAUGGUCUUUAUAUCUUAGACUUAGACGCCACUGUUUAUAACGUAGAUGUUAAGAGAAGCAAACCAAACAGUUUGAAUCUCACAUACCUUUGGCAUUGUCAUUUGGGCCACAUUAACGAGAAACGCAUAUCUAAGUUACGUCACUCUUGCGUACUUGAUUCAUUUGACCUCGAGUCUUAUGAUGUAUGCCAAUCUUGUUUACUCGCUAGAGGUGGUUUCUCAUACUUCGUAACAUUUACUGAUGACCUCAGUCGGUAUGGAUAUGUGUAUCUCAUGAAACACAAAUCGGAAUGCUUUGACAAGUACAAAGAAUUCAGAAACGAAGUAGAGAAACAAUUAGGCAAAAGUAUCAAGACCCUCCGCUCGGAUCGAGGAGGUGAGUACUUAAGCCUGGAGUUCGACGACUAUCUAAAAGAGCACGGGAUCCUAUCCCAGCUGACUCCUCCCGCAUUAUUAACUGCCGCACACACACUCAAUCGCGUACCAUCUAAGGCUGUUGAGAGCACACCAUACGAGCUAUGGCGUGGGACAAAACCAAAUUUGUCGUACUUGAUGAUUUGGGGUUGUGAUGUUUACGUUAGACGCCUCAUGACGUCUGGUAAGCUGGAUUCCAAAUCUGACAGGUGUAAAUUUGUGGGAUACCCUAAGGAAACAAAAGGGUAUGAGUUCUAUCAUCCGACCGAUAACAAAAUCUUUGUUGCUCGACACGGAACCUUCCUUGAGAAGGAGUUUCUCUCUGCUAUUUCUAGUGGGAGAAAGGUAGACCUCGAAGAAAUUCGAGAACCACAAGAAGAGAUCUCAAUAGCAGUGGAACCCGAGCGUCAAGAUUUAGUAUCUCGACCGGGUCAGGUUUUACCAUGUAGGUCAGACCGGAUGCGUAAUCCUUCGGUUAGAUACGGCUUCCUUGUAUCUGAUGAAGGUGACGUCUUGCUGGUAGACCAAGGCAAACCUGAGACCUACCUCGAGGCAAUCACGUGCCCCGAAUCCGAACAAUGGCUUAAUGCCAUGAAAUCCGAAAUGGAGUCUAUGUACGCAAACCAAGAUGCAUUCCUGGUAUAUGGUGGUGAGGAAAAGCUGAAAGUGAUCGGUUACACUGAUGCGAGCUUCCAAACCGAUCGAGACGAUUACAAGUCACAAGCAGGGUAUGUGUUUUGCCUGAAUGGCGGAGCUUUUAGCUGGAAGAGUUCUAAACAGGACACAACCGCCGAUUCAACUACAGAGGCUGAGUACAUGGCUGCUGCUGAAGCAGCAAAGGAAGGUGUUUGGAUAAAGAAGUUCAUUUCUGAACUUGGAGUGGUUCCUAGCAUUAAUGACCCAAUCCCGUUGUUUUGCGACAACACUGGGGCCAUUGCACAAGCAAAGGAACCACGAUCUCACCACCAAAAGACCAAGCACAUUAUACGACGUUAUCACAUCAUACGAGAAAUCGUAUACAGAGGUGAUAUAGAGAUUUGCAAAGUAGAAACAGACGACAACAUAGCCGACCCCCUGACCAAGCCCUUGGGAAAGCUAAAGCAUGAGGGUCACACUAGGUCAAUGGGCAUUCGACCGAUGACAGAUUGGCCAUAGUGCAAGUGGGAGAUUGUUGGAGUUCGUGCCCUUAUGGCCAACUGCUAAUGUAAUAUCUUAGAUAUUUUCUAUCAUGUAAAGGCAGAUGCAUUAAGUUUACAAACAUCUCAUGCUAAUGUAAACUCUUAAUUGCAUUCCUAGAAUUAUAUUAUAAGAUGUUUAUCAGAAUGAGUCUUCUGAUGUUGAGACUGACAUCUUGUCACUUAGUAUAAUUCUGAACGGUCUAUAGUCGAAGCAUUAACGAAAGCAAGAUAUCGUUAAUGCGUGUGAGACUAGUGAGAGUUAGAUGUUUGACCUAGUCUCUUGGUCAAAUGACGGAGUGUUCGCAUCUACUCUCGGGCAGAUAUUAUCGUUAAUAAUAGGAUGCCAGACCU